UUCUUCUUCCAUCCUAGUACCAGCACCAUUUCCCGUGGUUUCGGAUCGAAAGAACAGCCUGGCCGGUCAAGCCGGCAAGCAUUCUAGCCAUGGGCUCCCUACCAGGCGACAAUACCCUCAUAGGGCGCCUCGGAGCGGUUGACAACCUCGGCGAGGCGACGCCCCGGGUCAACAAGCGCGAGACCAUAUUGGGCUUGUGCAUCACCUUCGCGGUGCUUGCGUGGAUCUGCGUGGCGGUCAGAUUGUUCGUGAGAGUGCGCUUGAUACGCUCUCCAGGGUGGGAUGACCUGUUCGUGGUCUUGUCUCUGUUGACCAUGUCUGUCUGCUUGGUCAGCAUAUGCGUCUCCAUUGAGCAUGGGCUGGGACAGCACUUCCUGCAGGUCCUCUCCGACCGCGAUCAAGCUGCCGCCUUUUUGCAUAGCUUCUACGUGUUCAACGCAGCUUACGCAAUGUCCACGGCGCUCAUCAAGAUCUCGCUCCUGCUCCAGUACAUGCGGCUGUACCGACCGGGGAGCUUGCUCUACAACAUUUGCCGCGGGCUCGUUGUCUUUGUCGCGCUCUGGGGAGUAGCUUACUCCGUCAUCGCGUGGGUGCCGUGUGUGCCGACCUCGGAUUACUGGGAACACUUUGACCCCUCCAAGGAUAUCUCGCAGCUGCGGUGCUACGGCUACGGCUCUCAGUAUGUCAAGGCCUUCGUGGCCACGUACGAGAGCCACGCUGCGGUGAACCUGGUGCUCGAUCUGGUCGUUAUGGGGCUGCCCAUCCCGCUCUAUUUUGAGCCGGGAGCGCACGGCAGAACGAUAAUGGGCCUGGUCGGUAUCAUUAUCAUGGGCACAAUCCUCAACAUCUUCUCGGUCUGGCGAUUGGCAGAGACGGUUCACCACCAGGCGGGAACCCACCCGACAUUCGACCCGACCUGGUACGGCGCCAUCGUGAUUGUCAUGGCGGGGCUCGAGACGGCAUCGGCCUGCAUCUGCGCGAGCGUUCCGGUGUUUUGGGGCCCCAUGCUGGCCUCGGCAUCGCAGCUCCUGGGCGACAUCUUCGUGACCAAGGAAGUGCACGUGACAACGGAGCACCGCUUUGCGAACCUCAGCAGCGGCGAGUCGGACGACACCUUCCCCCAUCUCGGGAUGCAUCGUGGGGCUGCGAUGGGUUUGCCUGAAUUGUUGCAGUUACAGGGCGGCGGCAAGGACGAAUCGGGUCUGCGCUCCGGGUCGCGCGCCGGCUCAACAAGGCUCGAGUGGAAUGGCAAGGACGGGGUGCAGCACCAGUACCAGGCUUGGCCGGUGUAAGGUACUACCGUACUCGUAUACGUGUAGGAAGAUUUAUUAUGAUCUCGCGAUUAUUUAUCAUGGUCACUCUUG
Messenger RNA from Chaetomium strumarium, 1364 nucleotides. RefSeq lists its product as uncharacterized. NCBI's taxonomy places the organism in Eukaryota, Fungi, Ascomycota, Sordariomycetes, Sordariales, Chaetomiaceae. The record is from RefSeq and is a predicted model, not a curated record. The coding region runs from base 90 to 1292 and encodes 400 amino acids. The transcript is spliced from 6 exons.